CGUUUCUCAUUUGACAUUUUUCAAUAUAGCAAACAAUAUAGCCACUAGGCUAGACUCCGGAGUGUGGGAACGGAGUCGGAAUCGGAAGGAUAUGGUCAUCUUCACAUACUUUUGUUACUGGAUUACUAGAUCUUCGGGGGAUAUUCCGCGCUUAGGUUACCGUUGGAAGUGCUUACCUAAUUACGUUGCAUCUAGCGUAACGUCUUCAGCAUGUCUCCAUUCUGGACACUUAUUUGUCGCAUAGGUGAGGCUAUACUACUCGUAAGUAGUAGGGAUGAGUAUAUCUGCACCUGCGAUUAUUUACCUGAAAGAGCAAGCGCCAGCCAUGGAUAUUUAUUACUGGUCAAUACAGUCUAUCUGCCACUCACAGGGCGGGAAACAACAAGGCUGCAUUUUCCUGGUGUGGUAAAAUCAAUCCACCCGACCAUUUACUACGAAGAUCUUCCCAACGUUGCCGAUGAUUACCUCGAAGGUGCAUCCUUCCCACACCAUAAACCUUCCCAUGUCUGCCCAGAAAGCUUCUAUAAUCUUUUUGUCCAAUACAAACUCGAUGAAACCGGAAGAAAAGAGGGGUGGCGGCCAAUGGACAGGGACAAGAACCAGAUACGUGCCGUGUCUAGCUAGUGAUGAUACCAUCUGCGGCUACCACUCGUUUUGUGACCUCCCUUGGCUUUACUGUGGGCGCUUGUCGCCACUUGUUACUCAUUGCCAAUGGAGAGUUUAGGACGGCAGUGCUACUUGCUACGAGUGUGUGAGGGACAACCGCGGAUAUGACUCUCU
Messenger RNA from Aspergillus welwitschiae, 780 nucleotides. RefSeq lists its product as uncharacterized. Lineage: Eukaryota; Fungi; Ascomycota; Eurotiomycetes; Eurotiales; Aspergillaceae. Bases 211 to 624 code for a protein of 137 amino acids. The record is from RefSeq and is a predicted model, not a curated record. The transcript has 2 exons.